AUGUCCGCCCAGCACCAGGUCCAAGCAGUAACCCUCGUCCACCGCCCCCACGACUCCGGCUACCGCCUGCUGGAACUUCCGCCCGACCUCGCCAAUCUCCUCGAAUCCGACGCUGCCCCCGUCCUCACCCUGGAGUCUUCGCCCGCCUCGGCCGUUCUCCGCACCCCGGAUAGGGCCUACAGCCUCCGCCAGAAAAACACCUCCAACGCUCUGUAUCUUCUAGAGCCGGGCGCGUCGUCGGAUUCGUCCCAGCCGGAGGCCGCCAUCAUAUCGACGCUUCAUGAGACCGUGGAACUUGAGGCCAUCGCGGAGCCCCCUGCUCGGCCUGACGGACUCGCCGAUACGGGAGGCAGAGGCAAGUGGCAUGAGAGGUUUGGAAGGGGACGGUGA
Molecule: messenger RNA, 390 nt
Organism: Ustilaginoidea virens
Lineage: Eukaryota; Fungi; Ascomycota; Sordariomycetes; Hypocreales; Clavicipitaceae
Exons: 2
Coding region: 1-390 (129 amino acids)
Biological process (GO): mitotic sister chromatid cohesion
Cellular component (GO): Ctf18 RFC-like complex
Source: RefSeq, a predicted model, not a curated record